UUAAAGAUAUGGUGACAGAGAAUUGAAUGAAUGCAACAACCACUUUUCUUAAAACUAGAGAGCUACCUAUGUCCACAAUUCUUAAGGUCCCAUACAAAACAAAAGCACAUGAUUUUGCCUAAAAUACCUAAUUCAAGUUGGCAACUUUAGCUACAAUACAAAUUCAUUCUCUAGCCUCAAACUAUAAAUAAACUGCUUCUAUGAGCCAUUUUGAUCAUCAAACAGAUAGCACUUCAUCAAACCUUUUGCGAGAUCAUCAACUUUUCUCUUUCCUAUAUCCAUAAGAAAUCAAUAUGGUCAGUGCUAAGAAACUCAUCAAAAUGGCAAGGAAAUGGCAGAAGUUUGCAGCUAAGCAAAGGAAGAGAAUUUCUUUUCCGAGAUCCAAUUACAAUGAUGCAGAGAGUUGUAGCACAUCAUCUUCUAUUGUUACAAAAGGUCAUUUUGUGGUGUAUACAACUGAUCAGAAGCGAUGUGUGGUUCCUUUGGCUUAUCUUCAACACGAGGUAAUCAGACAACUGUUGCACAUGUCCGAAGAAGAGUUUGGACUUUCAAGUGAUGGACCUAUUACAUUACUGUGUGAUGCUCUAUUCAUGAACUACGUCAUAUCACUCAUCAAAAGAGGUGUAGCUCCAGGUCUUCAUAAUGCUUUGCUCGUUUCAGUCGCUCCCAGCCGAUGCUCAUCAGCACCAUACCUUCAAAAAGAAAGAAACUCACAACGGCUAGUUGUUGAACUAACUGUGAUAAAUUUUGUAAUCGAUACCUGAUAUAAGUGUACAGAAUACAAUUAACACUAAAGUAUUCAUCAAAAAUUCCAUAUUCUUGCCUUCAAAUUGAUCUAUUCCAUGAUGGUUUAGGAAAUUCUUGUUUCUUUUCAUUCGCUUUCUCAGAGUAGUGACUAGUCUUAGGGCAUAAAGAUAUGGAUGUUUCUCCAUUUGAUAUCCCGUCUUAGGGCAUACAAUAGUUGGAUUGUUACAAAUACUUCUCCAGGAACCACUUUUUAGCGUGAGAAUCUCAGCGGAUGGCAGUACGCACCACUUGCUCAGCUUAAGAUCUUGUAGCCAUCACUAGUUGCAUCAUAUCCCAAUCCGAAAGUAUUAUCCUGUAGUGUAAAUCCUGAAUGGAGGAGUACUAGUUUUGUCGAUUCUCUUGUGGAGGGUUUCCACAGCAAAAGUUGUUUACGAAAUAGACUAACAACUCCAAGAAGAACCAACCCAUCGCAAGAAGAAAAAAUGCUGGCUAUACCAAACGGUGUGCUGUAUGAAGGACAACCAAGAUUUUGUACAUCCUGAACGAGUUGAUUAGUCGAUAAAGAAGAAGAAUGGAAGGUAAACAUACCACCAUUAACAGGCAAUUAUUGGCCAACAAGAAGUUUUUGGGAGUUAAAGUCAUUCUUGGCAUGAUU
Molecule: messenger RNA, 1402 nt
Organism: Lycium barbarum (goji berry)
Lineage: Eukaryota; Viridiplantae; Streptophyta; Magnoliopsida; Solanales; Solanaceae
Product: auxin-responsive protein SAUR68-like
Exons: 1
Coding region: 294-764 (156 amino acids)
Biological process (GO): response to auxin
Source: RefSeq, a predicted model, not a curated record